Lacerta agilis (Sand lizard) is the source of this 1727-nucleotide messenger RNA. It is a transcript of the gene TMEM69, whose product is annotated as transmembrane protein 69. Bases 314 to 1051 code for a protein of 245 amino acids. The record is from RefSeq and is a predicted model, not a curated record. The transcript is spliced from 3 exons. NCBI's taxonomy places the organism in Eukaryota, Metazoa, Chordata, Lepidosauria, Squamata, Lacertidae.
AGGAAACGCCCCUUUUCCAGGCGGAAUGUGGGUUGUGUUUAGGUUGCUGUGAAAAGUUGCUGAUUUUGGAGCAAAGCUUGGAAAACGCGAAUUCCGCUGGGAAGGCAGUCAGUUUCCGCACCGGGGACAAUUUUAUCAAGCACGUUUUUGUAACGAAACGAAAUCUACAGAGGCUGCGACUCGCGUUUAUUGUGUCUGCUGCUUAGAGGUGAAAGAUAAUGAGGAAAUAGGUUGAUACUACAGCCCAAAGUGUCAACCGGGAGCCCCUUGCAACGCCCUCGAUUUUUCCCUGCUACUAAAGGAAUCUCUGAAAAUGUUUCACCUUCUACAGCGAUGUUGUUUCCAAGUUCCUUCCAAGAUGAUGUGUCUUCAAAGACUUCUGCAACCUGGAAGGAGUAAGGCAGUUGGCUCUCCUGCCCCUUUGGCUGUGCUGCCAAAAUCACAGCUGCUUAGGCAGGCAUCUGCCAGGAUAAUGAAGGCACAGGGUUUCCAUUCUUCCUGCUGCAGCUGGAAGAAGAAAAAACCUCCGGAACCUGAGCCGCGACAGCUUGAUUUGUUGCGAUAUGACAUGCCCUCACUCAAGGACUCUCCAAAGCCUGCUCUGUAUUUGGGCAUUGCAGGAUUAAUUCCCUUUGUUUCAGUGCCAUUGUUAAUGGCUAUCCAGAAGGUCUCCUACCCAGAGUUGGUGUUUGCUCAGAUUGCAUAUGGUGCAUCUGUACUAUCUUUCUUAGGAGGGAUCAGAUGGGGAUUUGCUUUGCCAGAAGGCAGUCCUGCCAGUCCUGAUUGGAUUAAUCUGGCUAACAGUGUUGUUCCUUCAGUACUUGCCUGGUUUACUUUGCUUUUCAAAGAUGAUCUCACUCAAGCUGGGGUCAUGCUUAUAAUAGGGUUAGGGAUAGCCUUGCAUUAUGAUCUUAGUCUUCUUCCCACCUAUCCCAAAUGGUUUAAAGCCAUGAGGGCAAUCCUGACUAUAGUAGCCACAGUUUCUCUGAUUACCACACUAUGUCUUGCAAACAUGUAUCCAGAAAAACAACGUAAGUCGCGAUGCAAGUGAAAUGGAAGUAUUGAAAUAAACAACCAAAAAUGCAUUGGCCUGCCCAAUGAGAGGGGGCCUCUCUCCUUAACUAUUUUCAUAAUCUGUUUUACAUGUUUUCCCCUCUGAAGAUUACUGUGAGGGAAUGAGAAAAAGUUGGUUGACUUCUCUGCUUAUGAACUUAUGGCUGAAUUUAUGGACUGAAAGAACAAGCUCCAUGGAAGGGUGGAUACUGAAGACCUAAGAUGAAUUUGCUAAUGACAAUUUAGUAGAGGUGGAUAAUGUUUCUGCUCUAAUGCACAAAGAUUAGUUAGGGCAUCUUCCAUGGGUAGGUGGCUGAGCCACUGCUGUGGAGCACAUCUCUCUCCCUGUACAAUAAAAUUACUUCUUUGAAUAUUAUACCAGAGAUAAGACUUGUGGAAACUUCUUGAUAAUGUGGAAUGUUCUGAUACACACCGAAUAUUGAAAGAACACCACAAAUGUCCAGUUUAGCGGAGAAACUUCAAUAGCCAUCAAAUUCUUGUGGUUUUAAAUACUUCUGGGGUGCUCAGCUGGAAGGUGUACUUAACUGCAUUGCUUUUUCCACAGCCUAUUCAACUGCCAUCCAUCCAUUGCUUUGUAAACUACAAGUUGUAUGCUGCUGUUUCUCUAUAUAGGCUAAUUCUUAGUGAGUAAAAUAUUUUCCCCUUUCACAAUU